This is a messenger RNA of Sebastes umbrosus (honeycomb rockfish), 4459 nucleotides long. Its product is annotated as oxysterol-binding protein 1-like. The record is from RefSeq and is a predicted model, not a curated record. Gene Ontology annotation, molecular function: sterol binding. Lineage: Eukaryota; Metazoa; Chordata; Actinopteri; Perciformes; Sebastidae. The coding region runs from base 427 to 2751 and encodes 774 amino acids. Gene Ontology annotation, cellular component: membrane; cytosol; intracellular membrane-bounded organelle. The transcript has 17 exons.
GCCUAGCUAGUGUUUCCAGUCGGAACCAAUUUGCGGUGCACCGGGCGUAACCAACGUAACCAAGGAGCUAACGUUAGGCUAGUUAGAUGUAGCUAGCUAGCUUUAGAUUCCUAUCAACGUACGCAGCGGUAGAAUAAACACUAUAUAUGCGGUUAUUGAGGGACAUUAAUGAAACUAGUUGGUGUCACUUUAUUGUACUAACUGCACUCUAGCUGUCGUCGACGUGUUUUGGGUUUAAACUGGUUGUUUUCCUCAUUAGCUGUUAGCCAGUUAGCUCGCUAGUUAGCCUCCUCAGCUAGCUCCAGUACAGUAGCGUAUGGGUGUCAAAGUUAGCCGUGACUUCACCGCCGGGUGUCUGGUUGCCUGAUCUCACAUUUCGGACACGUCAAGGUUCCUGAAAUUGGUGUCUUGAUUUUGGGGGCUGUGAUGUCGGAGCCCAAGACCCCCACUCCCACUCCUGCUGGCGACACAUACAAAGGAUGGGUGUUCAAGUGGACAAAUUACAUCAAGGGUUAUCAGCGGAGGUGGUUUGUCCUGAGCAAUGGGCUGUUGUCAUACUACAGGACCCAGGCGGAGAUGGGCCACACCUGUCGAGGCACAAUCAACCUGGCCACAGCAACCAUCACCGUGGACGACGCCUGCAACUUUGUCAUCUCCAACGGCGGGGCACAGACGUAUCACCUGAAGGCCAGCUGCGAAGUGGAACGUCAGCGCUGGAUCACCGCGCUGGAACUGGCCAAAGCCAAGGCGGCCCGCAUGCAGGCUGAGUCAGACGACUCGGGGGACGACUUUUCCCUGUCUUCCCCGCCGACGGCACCGGGACAAGGCGGCGGGUCACAGAAUUCAGAAGUUCAGUCUGCUCUCAGAACACUAGGCAGCAAGGUGGAGGAUCUCAGCACGUGCAACGACCUAAUUUCAAAGCAUGGCUCUGCCCUCCAGAGAUCUUUGUCAGAACUGGACAGUUUGCGUCUGACCGGAGAGGCCGGGGAUAAGAUUCGUCAGGUGACAGAGAGGGCCACGCUUUUCCGCAUCACCUCUAACGCCAUGAUUAAUGCGUGCCGAGACUUCCUCGCGUUGGCUCAGGCUCACAGCAAGCGAUGGCAGAAGGCCCUGCAAGCAGAGCGGGACCAGCGGGUCAGGCUGGAGGAGACUUUGGAGCAACUGGCCAAGCAGCACAACCACCUGGAGCGAGCGUUCAGAGGGGCCGCACAGGCUAACGCUACCGCAGACAAUAAAAGUGCUUCCGGGCCGGGAAAAGGCGAGGCCAGCGACGAGGACGACGACAACGAGUUCUUCGAUGCCAUGGAAGAGGCACCCGAGUUCAUCACUGUGCCCGCAGAUCCUCAGUUUCACAAAAGGUCGAGCAGUAACAUCAGCGGUUUCAACAGUGAAAUGUGUCCUGAUGAUCAGUCGCUCAACGAGGAGCCUUUAGCGAUGAACCAGGAAUCUCCCUCGCAGGAGCUGGUACCCCUGAAGAAGAGGCGGUCACGCAUUGCGGAUAAACCCAACUACUCCCUCAACCUGUGGAGUAUCAUGAAGAACUGCAUUGGCAAAGAGCUAUCCAAGAUCCCAAUGCCUGUAAACUUCAACGAGCCCAUUUCCAUGCUGCAGCGGUUGUCGGAGGACCUCGAGUACCACGAGCUGCUGGACAAGGCCUCCAAGUGCCACAGUUCGCUGGAGCAGAUGUGCUACGUGGCCGCCUUCUCCGUGUCCUCGUACUCGACCACCGUCUACCGCACGGGCAAGCCCUUCAACCCCUUGCUGGGGGAGACCUACGAGCUGGACCGCCGGAGAGAGAGCGGCUACCGCUCCCUCUGCGAGCAGGUGAGUCAUCACCCCCCCGCCGCAGCGCACCAUGUGAUCUCCGAUCGUGGCUGGACCUUGAGGCAGGAAAUCACCGUUGCCAGCAAGUUCAGGGGCAAAUACCUCUCCAUCAUGCCUUUAGGCACAAUUCACGCCAUAUUUGAAAAGGGCAACAAUCACUACACAUGGAAGAAAGUUACCACCACAGUGCACAACAUCAUCGUAGGGAAACUAUGGAUCGAUCAGUCAGGAGAGAUAGACGUGGUGAACCACACCACCGGAGACCGCUGCCACUUGAAGUUUGCUCCUUACAGCUACUUCUCCAGAGAUGUGGCCAGGAAGGUAACAGGUGUGGUGAUGGACAAGGACGGCAAGGCCCACUACGUGCUGUCAGGCACGUGGGAUGAGAAGAUGGAGUUUUCCCGGGUGAUGCAGAGCAGCAGAGGAGGAGAGAAUGGCACCGAGGGCAAACAGAAGACGGUCUAUCAAACCCUCAAAGCCAGAGAAGUUUGGAGGAGGAACCCUCUACCUGAGGGAGCGGAGACCAUGUACUACUUCACCGACUUGGCGCUGACCCUAAACGAGCUCGAGGAGGGCGUGGCGCCCACCGACAGCCGGCGCCGGCCCGACCAGCGCCUCAUGGAGGAGGGCCGCUGGGACGAGGCCAACUCGGAGAAGCAGCGGCUGGAGGAGAAGCAGCGCAGCGUCCGGCGGGAGAGAGAGAGGGAAGCUGCCAGCCAACGCACCUCCAGCCAGUCAGAAGAAGCUGUCGAUGAGGACUCUCUAACUGAUCCGUCCUUAAAAAGCCCACCUCAUGACAGCUACGAGGCAAAUUGGUUCGAGCGCGGCGAGGACCGGAUCACAGGUGAGCAAAUCCAUAUCUAUAAGGGAGGAUACUGGGAAGCGAAGGACCGCGGCAGCUGGGAGGGCUGUCUGGAUAUAUUUUGACCUCGGCAUUGACUGCAAAGUGCCCCGAAGAGACUUACCAUCGAAGCCGCCUUGUGGAGAGCUACCGCAAAGGCGGUCCCACCCCCCACCUCUCCUUCCCAACCCCAUUUGGACGGUUGCCUCCAUCCAGUGGCUCUCUGUUCUAGGAGAUCUCCAGGACGGUCACUGCUGUCUAAUGCGGACGAGGGAGCAGGGUUUUCCCUCCUACCUCCCUCGUCCCAUUUUGGUUCCCUCGUCUCCUCGAGUCUUAGCACCCACCCCGCCUUGUUGCCGUCUGAGAGGACUGGGAAGGGUCAGGCUGAGCACAAGGGGGGAGGAAAUGAAAUAAGCAGUGCUUCCAGACCAUUAGUAGAUCAUUCUUUUUUAGUCUCUCUGCUCACAGUCUCUCAGAUCAGGAGCAGAAGAGGUUUUGUGCUGAUCACACCGUGUGAGAUAAUGUAGUGUUCUUAUUGUCAUCCACAGCAUUGUGUGCUUUGGUAAUAACAAAAAAAAAGGGGGUGGUUAAUAUAUACAUUUAUAUAUAAAUUCAAAUAAUUUCAUUAAAAUGUCGACCGGUGGCCUUCAAGACGUUAGCGAGGAUUUCUUGUUUAUCUCUCUGAUUUAGUGUCUUAAUGUAAUGAAGUGAAGGUUCUAGUGUGCUUGUGUGUAUGACUGCAUAUCUGCUCUUCCAUCACUUUACAAAACACUGCCACUGUGCAGUAUGCUGUGUGUAAAAAAAAAAGAUUGAAAGAAAUGAUUGUCCAAAAUACCGGUUAAACCUGUUCAUAAUUAAUAAUAAUUAGAAGAGUUUUUAUUUCCUUCACGAAGGCCUGAUGAAAAUGCUGAUGAGGCUAAACAGCCUUUUUUUCUUUGCCUUAGAAAUGGGCAACCUGCUCUCAUUUGUAUUUACAUCACACCUUAGUGGAUGCUGACAUUUGCAGCUGGUUUCUUGUACAAAAACUUUGAAGAAGUAGUCGGAAAAAAAGAGUACAGAAGCUGCGAAAUGGCAAAAAGCUUGUUCCAGUGCUGAUAAAAUCUCACAUUAGUGCAGUUUUAUUCAAUAACGAUUAAUGAAAUGACCCCUUUUUCACAAUAUUGGAAUAAUGUUUUUAGCCAUUUUGCAGAUAAAGUGAAUGGUAACUACGUUACAUGGUAACAAAAGAUGGUUUGGGAAACUUGGUGUUGACAGGAACAGACAAACGAGCAAAGAAAAGUAAAUGCAGUGGUGAAAUUAAACCUUUGUGUAUCCGUUGAAGAGGUCAUACAUAUGCAAGUAUUCUGACACCAAAAACAUGGGAUAUAAUGUAUGUGUGUGUGUGUGCGUGUGUGUGUGUGUGGGCGCGUGUGAAUUUCAUAAUUUUGUUUGUAAGUGUACUUAAAAAUGAAGAAUAAAGAAACAAAGAAUUUAAAAGCAUUGCAAAUAACUAUGAUUUUAUAAAUGUAUAGAAAUUCAUAUAGUAUUGAUAACUGUAAGGUAGUUUUUUCUCUUGUAUUUUUGGUUCCUCUCAUAUUAUUGGAAGAGGACUGUCUUCAUUUUCAGAAAAAAAAGGGAGUUUCCAUGCUUAACUGAGAGGGGAGACGUGACAUUGUUCAGUAUUUUGUAUUAACAAAGAAAAAGAAUCUGUAAUAAACAAAUGCUGUGAUGUCAAACAAAUAGCUUUUCAUAUUGUUCUUUAAUUUGUUCCAUUAAUAAUUAAUUAGGUAACACAAUUAAAGACUUGCCAAAUCA